AUGAAGACUUUUGCGUAUCUUGACAUUCGCAUAGGAACCUGGGAUGUUGGACGGAUAGUCAUUGAGCUUGACUUUGAGAGUGCUCCAAAAGCUUCUGAGAAUUUUUUGCGACUAUGCGAGAAUAAAUCUUACAAAGAUACCUGCUUCCACAGAGUAAUCAAGAAUUUCAUGAUUCAGGGCGGAGAUACAGAUCACAAGAUAACCCAGCUAGAAGAAUAUCCUCCCGAUAGUUUAGGGACAGGUGGAACAUCAAUCAACACAGCAGAUUUCUAUGAAGCUGAAAAUUUAAAGGCCAUAGACGAACCGUUUUUAGUUUGUAUGUCGAAUAAGGGCGCUGUCAAUUCUACUAGCUCACAAUUUUUCAUCAACACAUUAGCAGCUCCUCACUUGACAGGGAAAUACACAGUUUUUGGGAAAGUAAGGAAUGGAAAGUCAGUUGUCAGAGAAAUUGAAAGAGUAUCCGUCAUGGGUAGCAAACAUGGCGAUUCACAAUCUUGGUUACCAGUCAAAGAAGAAAUGGUUCUCAUUGUCGAUUGUGGAAAGUGGGACCAUGGGGAUCCUGUUCCGUGCUAUAAUGCAUGCUAUGACUCUCUUGGAGGAGACAUUUAUGAAGAGUAUCCUGAUGACAAUGAAAUCGAGGCUUUUGAUCUGGACAAUCCUGAAAUAACCUACAAGAUUAGCACAGUCAUAAAAGAAUCGGCAUCAUUACUAUUAAAGCAAAAGAGAUUGCGAGAUGCUUUCCUCAAAUAUAAGAAGGCUUUGCGGUAUUGUAAUGAGCUGAUUCCGGAUCCAGAUUCAAACCCUGAAUAUCAUGAGAGAUUUCUAAAUCUUAAAAAAACGAUAUACCUCAAUCUGGCAUUGGUGGCACUUCAAAUGAACGACUAUCAGACUACAAUAGACUAUUGUGGGUACCUAUUAGAAAUUGAUAAAGAUGUCCCAAUGACACAAACGCAAACAUCAAAGACAUUGUAUCGCUUAGGUAUGGCCUAUCGAGGGCUCAAGAAUUUUGAAGCUGCUUUGGAAUUUCUCCAAAAAGCAAGUAUACUGUGUCCCAAUGAUCAGGGGAUAAAGAGCGAGCUGUGCAUGCUUCAAAAGCUUGUAGAAGACGAGAAGAAAAGUAAGAGACAAAAGUUUGCCAAAUUUUUCAGCUAG
This is a messenger RNA of Ogataea haglerorum, 1152 nucleotides long. RefSeq lists its product as uncharacterized. Bases 1 to 1152 code for a protein of 383 amino acids. Lineage: Eukaryota; Fungi; Ascomycota; Pichiomycetes; Pichiales; Pichiaceae. The transcript has a single exon. The record is from RefSeq and is a predicted model, not a curated record. Gene Ontology annotation, molecular function: peptidyl-prolyl cis-trans isomerase activity; protein binding. Gene Ontology annotation, biological process: protein peptidyl-prolyl isomerization; protein folding.